GCUCAAGAGGGGAAGCUAUUGGUUUGGCCCGAUCCCACCUAGGGGAGCGAGCUGGCUGGCUGGCAGGCGAGCCCGCAGCCCGCAGCCCGCAGCCCGCUGCCCGUAGCCGGCGACCCGGGAGCCAGGAAGCAGCUGUCAGGGAGCGCAGCGGGACGAGCGGUGCAUGGGGCGUUGGCACCGGUGCGCACGUCUUCGUCGAUGUCUCGGAUGCGGCGAGGAAGCUUCUGUAUGGCGACCUGAGCCAUUCAACAGCUGAACUCGGAGGCAGCGGUCGCAGAAAGCAACCCGGAGCAUUGACGGUUGAGACUGCGGCUGUUGGAGGGAGGUGGCGGCGGCGGCAGGAGCGGUGGCGGUGGCAGUCCCGCUAUCUCAGUGGAGCCAAGCCUGAAGGCACAGCGGCUGCCGAGGCGCCCGACUCGGUUCUUCGAGAGUGAACUCGUUAGGACUCAUCAAUAUACCCCGAAGUCUAACGGAGUAGGUGCUUGCAGUGUUCCCACAACACAGUGGUCACCAUGAAGAAGUCACAUGAAUCGUUGCCUUUCGAAUAUUUCCUUCUUUGAUCUCAAUUUUCGUAGAAGGUGGUGUGACGACACCAUGACAGUCACAGUGGUUUAUGAUAACUCGGAGGCAACAGAGCUCUGUGCUGCUCAGCACCUCUACCUCAAGCCUAUAGCAAAAUUAAUGAUCAACGUAUUGCUCCCAGAAUGUAUAGAACCUGUGAGGCCCUUCUCUAACUGGGAAGUUCUUGACCAGCUGAAAAGCCUGAUUUGUCCUGACCAGUUCACCACCGUGCGGCUCUCCAAGAGUACAAAAGACUUCAUCCGAUUUGAGGGUGAGGCUGAAACCCGAAGUUUGGUUCAGAUCCUGAAGGCAAAGUUACAUGGGAAGAUCAUCAAGUUAAAUGGUUUGAAAACUGACUUAAAAGUAGUGGCUACAGAUGCCCAGGGAGAGUGGGAACACUUCCCCAAAGACAAAGAGGCCUCGGUGAUUGAAGGGGCUGAAGACCAGGAACAUGAUAAGAGCCCAGAUUCUAUCUAUUUUGAAGGCUUGCCCUGUAAGUGGUUUGCACGUAAAGGUUCCAGUGGGGAGAAGCCCUGUGAAGAGAUCCUUCGGGUGGUCUUCGAAAGCUUUGGGAAGAUCAAGAAUGUGGAUAUCCCUAUGCUUGACCCCUACAGAGAAGUGAUGACAGGUGGGAGCUUUGGGGGCUUUAACUUUGGCUUGCAAACAUUUGAGGCCUUUAUACAGUACCAGGAGUCAACUGACUUUAUAAAAGCCAUGGAGUCCCUUCGAGGAAUGAAGCUGAUGCUUAAAGGAGAUGAUGGCAAAGCUCUGGCAUGUAACAUUAAGGUUAUGUUUGAUACAACCAAGCACUUCAGUGAAGGAGCUAUAAGGAAGAGGAAUCAGGAAAGGCUAAAGUUGCAAGAGUUGGAGGAAGAAAGGAAAAAAGAAAAGAAAAGAGAAGAGGAAGUUGCUGAAAGAAAAAGAAAAGAUGAAAUGAGAAAAGCCCAAGAAAAGAAAAAGAAGGCCAGAGACAGGAGGCGAGCCCUGAAGGAAAGGGACAAACACCGGCAAAGAAAGGAGAAGGUGAAAGGCAAAGCUGAGGUGCCUCAGGAACUGGACUCUUCAGAGGAGUGGGAGGAGAGGAAGUACUUGCUGGCUCAGAGGCGGGUUGAGGCCCUUCGGUUGCUCCGGGUACUCCUGAAGAAAAUUUCAGUAAGGCUGUUUCCCAAUUGCUACUCAGUUUUGGUUUGGAUGAAAAGGGAAAACCUUCGGCCUUGUCAAGCUCAUAUCAGCCUUGUCUUGAACUAUCUGGGAUCCACACAGUGUAACCCACAGGAGGCUGAUAUUACAAACCUUGAAGCACCAGGGACCACAUUGAAAUGUCUGGAGGAAGAAGAGUUAAGCACUCAACAUCUUCUGCAUCAGGAAGAAAUGCCAAGACAUCAGGGUUCCAAGUCAGGGAGUAAACAAAAACAGAAAAUGAAGAAAAGAACGAGGGCUCAGUUACAGAAAUCUUCACACUGCCUCGGGGAAAGAGAAGUAAGAUACUCAACGAGAAAAGAGAAAAACAGAAAACUCCCGACUGAUGGAUGCAAUUACAGUCCAGACUCUGACGAGAAUACCUUGCAGAUUACAGUGCUUCGAGGUCAGUCUCUUGAAAAAGAAGGCCACCAAAGUUCUAAUGAACCAUACUCUUCUCUACAACCCAUGAUGCACCUUGGCAAGAAGCCGAAGAUCUAUGAAACUGAUGAAUUUAUUAACUAUCUGUUGAACUAUUACCAAACUCCAGAAAAUGCCCGAUUCUGCCUAGAAGCAAGUCACAUCACAAGCACAUGUCAGUGGCAGAGGGUUGUCUGUGCUAAAGGGAAUGGAUUUCAGAUCCAUUUGAGAAAACAUAGGUGCCGCCCAACCAGUCUGAGUGAAAUGGAAAACCUGGGAAGGAAAGAACAGGUUGAAGAUCAUGACUGGUUAAAGAUGUCUACUCAGGACCCUGAGCACGACUCACAAAAGAGAAGAAAGAUUGGUUAUACCAAAGAAUUUAUUAAGAAAUUAAAAAUUUAUUGCAAGGAUACAGCCAGUGAAACUGAUGAUCUACUGUCCUCAGCUGAUGAAGAGAGCCAUUCCCUGGAAAAGACUCACACUUACCAAGUCCAAGAUUCUCCAUACACAAGAAAACGUCAAGUUUCCUCACCUUUGAGUUCAGCAGACACAGAUUUGCAAUUGACAGACUUCUUGGAGGAAAUUAGCAGUGAUUCUGAAUGCUUCAGUGAAACUCUUACUGCAAAAAAGGAGGAGGAAGAGAGAUCUGUGACUGUAUAUGACAGCUCCCCUGAAAGAAGCUCUUUUAACACUGAUGAAACCAUCACUUGCAAACAAAAGCAUAGGUCAAGGCAGCAGACCCUGUAUUCAAAGUGGAAACAGGACAGCGAGGAAAAAUACUCUAAACGCAAAGUUAGGACCCCAGGUAAGAGGUCCAUGUAUGAACUGAGAUGUUCAUGGCCUGAGGGUGAAAACAGUUCCAUUAGGGAUGAGAGCGUAAGCAAAACCAGGGAAAAACAAGCCACUAACUACUACUUUGAAGAAGACUACUACCAUGAAACCAGUUCCAGUGAUGAACCAGAGAACGUCCCAAGAAAGAAGAGGAGAGUGAGUGGUAGUAAAUCCUUUCCUAUGCCAUUAAUACUGCCAAAACAUGAUCGAGCUUUCUGUUUGGGAUAUCGCCCCAGAAAAAGACAGAAUCCUUGGAAGUCAGAAUAUAACCAGGAUGUCAGAGUGUUCAAAAGAUAUGAAAGUUCUGAAGAUUACAUGCUUGAUUCUGAUGAUUAUUAUAUGGGCCAUGACAGGCAGGGGCACAUUGAGUGUGGAAGCUACGUGGGAAGCAGCUACGCUGGCUCCUUGUAUUUUAAAAUGGUUUGAUGAGCACUUUGAUCAGGAACAGCCUUAUUUACAAGAAACAGUUUGCAAAAAGAAAGACUUAAAACCAAAUACAGCUAUGUUGUUAGCAACUACAGAGCAAGAACUAGAAGAGAAUUAAAUGCAAUGCCUUUUUCCUCUUGCCAAAGUUUUAAGUAUGGGUCAAAAUGAUUGCAGGUAUGUUAGUAAAGUUUGGAAAUAUAAACCUCUAGAUCCUGACACUUUGUAAAACAAUGUGCUUGCAAAACUUCAUUGAACCAAGGACAAAUUUCAUUUUACAGCUUUAAUUUGGUGCCAGCAAAGAAUCAGAUUAGCAUCAAGAAGGGCUGAGAUAGCCUUCUGUGACUUUUGCUGUCAUAACAUCAUGCAUCAUCUGUCUUCAAAGAGGACAGUAAUGGAUGGAGAUCUUUUACGUGUUCUUUGAUUUGUCAGAAGCACUAUGUAUAGUAACAAACUUUCCUGACUUUCACUUAGGAAUAAUAAGGCAGAUCCAGCAGCUAGAACAUAAGAGACGUCUUCGUGACAUUAGAAUUUCAUGAAUACCCACCAGAAGGAAAUGAAUAUAUUCACAGUACUCAAAAGGUUGUCCUUUUAUAGAGAAAGUUUUAGAAGAAUCUAAAUGGGGCUGAUUGUUUUCUGAUGGUUAGGUAGACAGGGGACUCUUAGCAUUUUUGUUGUUGUUUAUUUUAUGAACCCUGUAUCUUUCCAUAUAAAAAAAAAGCACCAGGAUUGAAGCUAUAUAACCAGGGAGAUUUGUGAAGGAAAUAUUGAAAGAUCCUGGGGCAUCGGCAAUGGCACUUAGGAAGAAAAGUUGUGACAGUAUUCUAUUUCAGGCUUUGUAAUCCUUUCACACUCAGGGUUGGGUGACAUCAGUUUGUAAAAAGUCACUGAAUAUCCCCAAACUGACUUUUAUAAAACAGUAACAAAGUGCCUCCUCAGUCCUCAAUAAUGCCAUGGAGUUAGGAAGAGUUCAAAGAGAAGGCCAUAGUUUUCUUAGCUGUGGAAAAAUCAUACAUGUGCAGACUUUGUAAACAAUGUUAAAUAAACAAUUUAUCUUUUUUCCUACUCAUUUUGGACUUCUUAAACAUGUUUUUAAAUUGAGAUAUUUAUAGAUUCCUAAAGACUUCCACUUUAGUGCAGUGCAUGUUCUGUAGAAAGCUUGGCCGACUCAUUCUGCCUUACACUGGAUUCAGGACCUCAGGGCAGUUGAUGACCUUUAUUUUCCCAGUAAAGGUAUACCUGACCUGGCAAUUAAAGAUCAGUGAAAUUAGAGACUGCCUGCAUCAGGAAAAGUUGAUUGGAAUUUGUAGAAUCAGUCAGUAAAGGGCAGCACUUUCACGAUAAUUUCAUUUCCAUCUCAAUUUGAUGCUCUGUAGGAAAACCUCUGCUGGUAGAGGCAGGUAGGAUGCCACUCAGUGUGGUUGAUUAGAACCACGUCACACAAUGUGUACCCAUAAACCACCUCUUGAGCAACCUGGUAUCUUAAGUGGUUAUAAAAUCUCAUGAUUUACCAGAAGUAACAGCCACCAUUUAUUUCAUUGAACUGGGUAUUACUAUUUGAAGAAAGGUAUGUUUUAAACACAUACAAGUUCUGAAAGGAACAUACCAUAACAGAUCCAUGUGUAUUAGUAAGAGAAAAAGCAAGUAAAUUAUGUGCUGACUCAUGUUCAAUCCUGUUUCCAAGGUGGUUGUUUCACUGUUAAAACUAGAUUUGACUUGUCCAAUCUGAAAGAUUGCUUAUGGGGCAAGUGUGCCUUUUUUUUUUGUUUUAUUUUUAUUUUUUUGAGGACUAGUAAUGACUAUUCAUGUUCAAAGUACUGUUGCCCAAAGUAGCCUUUGACAUUACUAACAGCUCAUAUUUUGUCAGACAGUUUUCAGGAAAGUAGGUAUUAUUGUCCCCUAAUGAAAACCUGCCUCCUUAUUUUAUUCCUAUAGUAUUCCAUUAAAAUAUGGGCUUGUAAUUGAAAGCAGCUGUUAGGUUUGAAAUAACAAUCUCAAUUUAUUCCCUCAUUUGAUAAUUUGUCUUCAGAGAUUUUAGGCAUGGAAACAAUUUGCUCAGUAAAGAUAUAAAAAUUAAAUAGCAGAAUUCAGCAGCAUGUGCAAUUUUUUUUUUCUAUAAUAGAACUGGUGCUAAGUCACUUCAGUACAUUUUUGUCUUGUUUGGUUUGUUAAACACCCUCAUGGGGCCUACAAAUGAAAAUACUGGUUUUACUGAACUCUAGAUUUUUUCUCUGUCUGUGCUAUGCAUAUUAGAUUUGCAUCGGUGUAGGCUUUAAAGGAGGAAAAGAAUAAUUUACAUUGCUUCUCAUUCAGUGGCUUAGUAAAGAAUGUAAUGGAACUAAAACAAUUGUAACUCCUUUUUUCCCUUAAUGUGAUUCUUUGUUGUGAUAUUAAGUUGUGUAGAAUAUUUUAUCAUUAUCUUCUUUUUGUCUUAUUAAAAAUAAGUUCCCUGAACUUUUUAAAAUAGGGGUUUUCAUGUGUUUUCCUUGUAUGUGCUGCUAAUCCUGUGAGAAAGCUAAAAGUCUAUUAAUGCGCUUUUGUUCAUUUGUUUAAAAUUCUCAGGUAGAAAGCCAUAUAACCUAGUAAUUUU
Messenger RNA from Nannospalax galili (Upper Galilee mountains blind mole rat), 6004 nucleotides. RefSeq names its product A-kinase anchor protein 17B. Gene Ontology annotation, molecular function: RNA binding. The coding region runs from base 526 to 3417 and encodes 963 amino acids. The transcript has 8 exons. Lineage: Eukaryota; Metazoa; Chordata; Mammalia; Rodentia; Spalacidae. The record is from RefSeq and is a predicted model, not a curated record.